Molecule: messenger RNA, 1352 nt
Organism: Vespa velutina
Lineage: Eukaryota; Metazoa; Arthropoda; Insecta; Hymenoptera; Vespidae
Gene: mRpS10
Product: 28S ribosomal protein S10, mitochondrial
Exons: 5
Coding region: 426-935 (169 amino acids)
Cellular component (GO): mitochondrial small ribosomal subunit; mitochondrion
Source: RefSeq, a predicted model, not a curated record
AUUUACACAUAAUACUGUAAAGUAUACAUGUGAUAUAAGUAUGUUAAAAAAAACUUUACUAAAUAUGAAAGCUCAUCGUGUGCAUGUAUGCGUAUGUGAAUGCGUGCGUCUAUGUUCAAAUACAUAAUAGUACAUACAUUUUAAAAUAUCAAUAUCGAUAUUUUAUUUUAAAUUGACUUAUUAUUAUAAUUUGAGUCGGUAAUCUCAGGAGAUAAUGCGGUUGAUCGUAAAUUUAUUUUUGUCGUAAGAUGGCAUGAUGUUACGUUAGUACUAUACAAUCGUUUAGAGGUUGUGUGAAGUGACUCAUGUGUAUGCACAUGUAAAUUUAUCGAUUUAAAUUAAAAUUAAAAUUUUAUGUGAAAAAAAGCUCUAUAAUAAAUAAAAUUAAUUUACUCUGAGUUUACUAUUAAAGUGACAUAAUAAAAAUGUUAUGUUCCAAGGCUGGUUUGGUACUCAGAAAUAUUGUAAGCGAUACAAUUCAUCGAGAAACUAAAUAUAUUGGAAUCUUAACAAAAUCAUUCUCCUCAUUAGGAGAAGUAAAAAAUGUAAAGUCUAAUCCUGAUAAAUUAUAUAAAAAAAUAGAAAUUGAACUUAGAGGAAAUGAUCCUGCCGUACUAAAGAGUUAUGGCCAGUUUACUGAAUUAACUGCAAACCAUUUAGAAAUUAAUAUGCUAAGAAAUACAACACCUAGAAAAGCUGUGCAUGAACGACUAACAGUGUUGAAAUCUGUACAUAUAUUCAAAAAACAUCGUGUACAAUAUGAAAGCAGAACUUACUAUAGAUUUAUGGAUUUUGCAAAACUAACAGGAUCUACUGCAGAUACUUUCUUAGAAUAUCUUCAACGAAAUUUACCAGAAGGUGUAGCAAUGAAAGUUACAAAGGUCGAAUUACAGAAAUUACCAGAAUCUAUACAGACACCACCGAAUACUGCUUAAUUUUACAUAAUUAUUGAAAAUCUGUUACCAUAGUACAUACAGUAAAUUAAAUGAAAUUGGCCUUAAAUAAUUUAUUUAUAAAUCAUAAACUAUUUUUUUCAUAGAGUUGUGCCUACAAAAUGUAUAUAAAAUAUUAUGUUUUUAUACUGACUUUUUUUAAGCAUAAUCACCACUUAGCGAUUGUAUUAAUGCUACAUUUUGUUGACAGAAAGAAAAAUGUCCUUUUCCAGCGAUGAUUUAAUGGUAAUAACAUUGUUUGAUAUUUCAGGUGCUUUGCUAGGUACAUUAUGCUGAAGUUCAGGUAGCUGAUAUUUCUUUUGAAAUAUUAGAGGUUUAUUUUUUUCUACUGCCUGAAUAUUUACAGUUUUAAGAGGUGUAUCUUUGAAAUUUGUAGAUAUAAAGUGUUGCCGAUCGUCA